AUGUCCGCCUCGAAUCGCGCAUCCUACCUUUCCGCAGCCCCUCAAUGCCCCCGUCCCGAAGCCUCGACACCUGUGCCCUCCCUCCUUCCCUACAUCGACUUCUUCUCCGUGCAAUUCUACAACAAUCCAUCCUGUCAACUUGGCCUAUCAAGCCAGUCCACCGCGAUCAAUGAGGGCUUCUUUACCAGUCUACAGGAGUGGUCAAAUGACAUUCUCGCCGUCCAACCCGCGGGUUCCGGUUCUAGCUCAUGGAUCAGACGCACAACGGGUUCUUUCGUCGACAUCAAUAAUGGUAUAGCUUCACCAAGACUUCUGAUCGGAACUCCCGCGUUCUCAAGAGCAGGAACUGGUUAUGUCGAUGUACCAAUGUAUCAGACGAUUCUCCAGAGGGUCAAGGGUAUGAAUCUGCCCAACCUGGCUGGCUCCAUGUUUUGGGACGGCGCGUAUCAGGAAGUUAUUGCGACGGUCGUCAAUGGCGUCAACAGUACGUUCACGCAAAUUGUCAAGCAAAUGUUGGGUUAA
Cladophialophora immunda is the source of this 522-nucleotide messenger RNA. RefSeq lists its product as uncharacterized. Gene Ontology annotation, biological process: carbohydrate metabolic process. Bases 1 to 522 code for a protein of 173 amino acids. NCBI's taxonomy places the organism in Eukaryota, Fungi, Ascomycota, Eurotiomycetes, Chaetothyriales, Herpotrichiellaceae. The record is from RefSeq and is a predicted model, not a curated record. Gene Ontology annotation, cellular component: extracellular region. Gene Ontology annotation, molecular function: chitinase activity. The transcript has a single exon.